UUAAGUUUUUGUUAAUUUGUAAUUUUUUUUAUAUGUUUCUUGUGGUAAGAAGCUUUGCCCUAAACAACCCGGGGACCAGGAGUCACUUUGGAUUUAAUUAUGAUAAACAUGGAAGGGAUUGGGAUGUAAAGGGUGGUCAAAGGCAAUCUCCCAUUGCACUGUGCUCGUAUAAUAGCAUUACAUGUAGUGUCCCCAAGCUAAAGUUCGUAAAUUACAAUAAAAUAUUGAGUGACCCUUUGUCUGUGAUUAACAAUGGUCUGACUGUCCUAAUGAGGAUUCCCAAAACAGUGGAGGGAGCUCUGCCAUCUAUUUGUAUCAGCAGUGAGGGUGAACAGGUUUUUGAGGCCCAGCAGCUGCAUUUUCAUUGGGGCUCUGAGUUAAGCAAAGGAUCCGAACACAACCUGGAUGGCAAUUUUUAUGACGGAGAAGUUCAUUUGGUUCAUAAGAAUUCCUGUUACAAGAGCAACCAAGAAGCUGCUCUACAUCAAAAUGGAUUCGCAGUUUUAGCUUUACUUAUAAGGCACCUAAAGGAUCCAGAAAAUGAGACACCAGCUAUGAAUGAAAUCUGCAAACAGGUCUCCGAGAUAUCUGAAAUGGAUGAAACAAAUCGUCUUGAUCAGAGCAUGUCCUUAGAAGAUCUUUUUGUUUCAGUAGACACUGACAAAUACUUGACUUAUGAAGGAUCCCUUACCACUCCGCCAUGUGCUGAGGCAGCCAUCUGGUUUGUUUUUCAGACACCUCUCGAUGUGCCCAAGGAACAUUGGAAGAACUUUUGGCAGCUGAGGGAUUCUCGUGACCAGCGUGUACUUAACACAUAUCGGGAAUUACAAAAUGCCCAUGACCGACCUGUUUACCGUAGUAAAGGCAAAAAUGAGAAACUUUAGUCAUAAAUUUUAAAAUCGUCAAGUGUAUAAAAAUUGUUUAAAGUGCAA
This is a messenger RNA of Drosophila eugracilis, 932 nucleotides long. It is a transcript of the gene CAH4, whose product is annotated as carbonic anhydrase 6. Gene Ontology annotation, cellular component: cytoplasm. The coding region runs from base 33 to 884 and encodes 283 amino acids. Lineage: Eukaryota; Metazoa; Arthropoda; Insecta; Diptera; Drosophilidae. Gene Ontology annotation, molecular function: carbonate dehydratase activity; zinc ion binding. The record is from RefSeq and is a predicted model, not a curated record. The transcript has 5 exons.